Molecule: messenger RNA, 1939 nt
Organism: Oryzias latipes (Japanese medaka)
Lineage: Eukaryota; Metazoa; Chordata; Actinopteri; Beloniformes; Adrianichthyidae
Gene: crabp2a
Product: cellular retinoic acid binding protein 2, a
Molecular function (GO): lipid binding
Source: RefSeq, a predicted model, not a curated record
AGUCUUGUUCAAGUGUCUUAACUUGUAGCAGGCACUUGAAACGCUCAGUGGAUGCGGCAAACACGCUGACGCAGGUCACUCAUCCUAGAAGAGCAGAAGCUGAGCAAAGUCAGGCGACCCAAACACAAAGGGGCAAAUUUCAGCAUUUUAACACGGACAACAGCCUGAUCCUGUCUGACCUGGACUAGACUUCUUAAAUUUUAUUAAUUCCUAAACUUUAACUUGCUGCAGCCGAAUAUGGAUCGAAAAAUCCCUGAUUUUUCUGGCACCUGGGAGAUGAAAAGUUCUGAGAACUUUGAAGAACUCUUGAAAGCUUUAGGUGUGAACAUAAUGCUGCGCAUGAUUGCGGUGAAGGCGGCCUCCAAGCCACUAGUGGAGAUAACGCAAGAUGGGGAGACGCUGUCGAUUAAGACGUCAACCACAGUUCGCACCACUCACAUCACCUUCACAGUGGGACAGGAGUUCAACGAGACCACUGUGGACGGGCGUCCCUGCACGAGUUUUCCGGUUUGGGAAACGGACAACAAGAUCAGCUGUGAGCAGACUCUGCAGAAAGGAGACGGACCCAAAACGUCCUGGACCCGAGAGAUCACCAGUGACGGCAAGCUGAUUCUGACCAUGAGAGCAGACGAUGUGAUUUGCACCAGAGUGUACGAACGACAAUGAAAAGAGCACUUCUCCCUUCACGUCCUUCAGCAGCUUCCUCCUCUUUACCGUUACGUCCUCCAAUACAACUCCUUAUGCUAGAUAUUUAGUUUGACACUUUUACCUAUAACUUUAUCAAUUUAUCAAGUAUUGUAAUUGUGCGCUACACACAUUUUUUUGGCACUGUGCUUCCAGAGAGCCUCAACAAAUGUUUGUUUCACUGUGUGCUGGAUUUUCUAAGUCGGCAGUUCAUGUCUGAGGCUUUGUUAGAGCUACUUGUAUGUGAGUGUUGUGUGGGAGCCGAUGAGGUGUGAGUCUAAAUUUGUAGAUGUGUAAACCAAUCUUUGAGCUCUUCCAGUACCAUGUCAGCUUUGAUGUGUCCAGCUGACCUCUCUGUUUUUCGUAGCCACGCCCCUCUGAUUUUUCUAUCUCAUUCUAAUAUUGUUUAUUUAUUACUUUACUAGAAGUGGUUUUUACUUUGUGUCUCUUUUAUAUGAAAUAUGACAAAAGGAAUGCAACACUUUCUAUGAGAAAAACAAUAAACCACAUCUUUAAGUCCACCUCAUGUAGCCAAAAAACAUUCCAGAAUAACUUUUCCCAUACCCUUUAUUUUAUGAUUUGUGUGUAACUAUAGCAUUUGUUUGCAUUAGGUUGCUCUGUCUUAUUUUAGGCUUCAUGUCUGCUGUCUACAACCAGAAUAACUUGUCUGCACUCUCUGAGGCCCCAUGUUAGUUUUCAGUCUGUCCAUCUCUCCCAUCUUCUGUCUGAAGAGCUUUUCUUUGCCCCAUGUCCUCAUAUUUCUGCAGGUUUCCCAGGUAAUAUGCAGGAAUAUUUAAUAUUGAUCAAACUAAGCAACCUCUGCUGUGAAACCUUUUAAAAAUAGGUAAACGUUAUCUGUCUGGAACACGUCCAAUGAUAAUAAAACUAACCAAUGAGCAGAUGUGGAUAUCUCUAAUUAAUUUGUUAUAUAAUAUGUAAAAAGCAGAAAUUAUAUUUUUUGUUUGUUUUAGAAGUUAUGUGCUGUUUUAUUUCUAGGUUGUGGACUAAAACCUCAUAAUAUCAGCUGUUUGACUAAGUCGUUGUGAUACUUCAAACAUUUUAGAGCACUACAGUGUCUGAAGAAAGCAUACAUUUAUAGCAAAGUGAACCAACAGAUCUACUUUUUUGGCAUAGGAAUGGCAACAAAAUUCUUACAUGUUCCUUUUGUUUUGCAAGUCAAACAGCUGCCUUUUUGGGAGGUGGGAUUGACUAAAAUGCGCUCUGAUCAGAAAUAAAAUUAAGCACCAAACAUGAA